AUGUCUGAGGAAUCUGUUCCAAAGCGUAGAAGGACUCAACGUUCUCCAUCUCCACCGUUGUACAAUCUCGAUGAGGAGAACGAUUUAUACGAGCCAUACAUACCUGUUGUCCAGCGCCGACAAGCGAAGCUCGCGAAAUUGACGUCGUGGAGCACAGACAAAGGCAAAGCUAAAUUGCAACAGGAAGAGCAGGAUGAGCGCGAAGACGAGGAACGCGAGGAGGAGCGAAGGCGGGAGAAGGCGCGAAAGGAACGAACAUUACUAAUGGAGGCGCAGGAGGUUCAUGAGAAGAAGGCUGCUGAGGGUGUUUCGGGCUUCUCCCUGAUUCGAUAUGCGAAGAAGACCGAGGCUGAGAAGACUGAGGAGGCGGACGCAGAGAUCCUUGCUGCUAUCGCAAGUCGCAAGAAGCUCGCCUCAGAUCUGGAGCUGGCGAAGGGCGUGCAAUACACCGAACCGCUCAAGACAUCAUGGCGACCACCGAAGUAUAUACGGGAACGCAGCGAGGAAGACAACCGACGCCUUCGUGAGAAGUACCAUAUCCUCGUCGAUGGCGAGGACAUCCCACCACCAAUCGAUAACUUUACCGACAUGAAAGUUCCGGAGACACUGGUCAAGUUCCUUAAAUCAAAGCGGAUUACCAUACCAACGCCUAUCCAGCUUCAAGGAAUGCCAACAGCAUUUGCAGGCCGCGACAUGAUUGGUAUUGCUUUCACUGGGUCAGGCAAGACCCUCGCUUUCUGUCUCCCACUAAUCAUGUUAGCCGUCGAGGAGGAAUGCAAGUUGCCCUUCAUUCGUGGCGAAGGCCCCGUCGGGGUGAUCCUCUGUCCAUCCCGCGAGCUCGCCACACAAACAUACGAGAACGUCCUCAUCUGGACGGGUGCGCUCGCACGAGACCCGAGCGGGAAAUAUCCACAGCUGAACGUGGUAUUGUGCAUCGGCGGUAUUUCGAUGAGCGAGCAAAGCCAUGUGCUGAAUAAAGGCUUGCACAUCGUCGUGGCGACGCCGGGCCGGCUGAUCGACAUGCUGGAGAAGAAACGGUUUACGUUUGAUAACUGCAGAUAUCUGUGCAUGGACGAAGCGGAUCGGAUGAUCGAUCUGGGCUUCGAGGACGAUGUGCGAAACAUUAUGAGCUACUUUAAGCGCCAACGGCAAACUCUCCUCUUCUCUGCCACCAUGCCCAGGAAGAUCCAGGACUUCGCGCAGCAGUCCCUCGUCAAACCCGUUUUGGUCAACGUCGGGCGAGCGGGAGCAGCAAACUUGGACGUGCUGCAGGUGGUCGAGUACGUGAAACAAGAGGCAAAGAUGGUGUAUCUCUUGGAGUGUCUGCAAAAAACACCGCCACCGGUGAUCAUAUUCAGCGAGAACAAGAACGAGGUAGAUGAUAUCCAGGAGUACCUUCUGCUCAAGGGCGUCGAAGCAGUUUCGAUCCACGGUUCGAAGUCGCAAGAAGAGCGUCAGUACGCGAUCAAGUCAUUCAAGUCCGGCGCCAAGGACGUGAUGGUCGCCUCCGGCGUCGCGUCCAAGGGGCUCGACUUCAACGACAUCCAGCACGUCAUCAUCUUCUCCAUGCCCAAAGAGAUCGAGGAUUACGUGCAUCAGAUCGGGCGUACGGGCCGUAGCGGGAAGACCGGCAUUGCAACGACUUUCGUAAAUAUGAACACGCCUGAACAGACGCUGCUCGAUCUUAAGUAUCUGUUGAUGGAGGCGGGGCAGAAGGUGCCGCCGUUCUUGCAGAGCAUCGAAGACCCGCGUGCGGCACAGGGCGGAUCGCUCAAGGGCUGUCCCGUUUGCGGCGGUCUUGGUCACGGUAUAUCGAAUUGCCCUAAGCUGGAGGAUACACAACGGCGGCAGAUGGCAUCCCACAGGGCCUCCGAGGAUAUGGGUGGUUACUAGGCGUGAUAUUGUAUAAUUGUGUAUGUAUCGUGCUGUUAGAUGUAUCUAUAGCGGUCUAAUCCGGGAUGAGGUUACUGGAACGUGCUAAGGUCUGUAUAUCGCUGAUGCUGAUUGGGCGAUUCACGAAGGCCCUCUGCUGACCGGCGCGCAGGUCGGUAGUGGGAAUCAGACCAACUAAUACUCUUCAUGAAUUCUUAUCUGCAUCAUUUUUGCGCUGUAUGUAAUUUACGGGUACCGUGGUCACUGCCACAACCAAUUCAAAUACUCAAGU
Molecule: messenger RNA, 2164 nt
Organism: Laetiporus sulphureus 93-53
Lineage: Eukaryota; Fungi; Basidiomycota; Agaricomycetes; Polyporales; Laetiporaceae
Product: P-loop containing nucleoside triphosphate hydrolase protein
Exons: 10
Coding region: 1-1893 (630 amino acids)
Biological process (GO): mRNA splicing, via spliceosome
Cellular component (GO): spliceosomal complex
Molecular function (GO): RNA helicase activity; ATP binding; RNA binding
Source: RefSeq, a predicted model, not a curated record